AUGAGCAGCUACAGGCAGCUGGAAGGCCAAGCAGAGAGUGGAAAGAGGCCCCAAAGGGCUCAAGAAGAUGAAGUUCUACUGAAAGUUAUAGAGAAUCAUAAAGCGAAUCUGAAGAGGAAGUUUGAGAACAUUUCUGAAGGUAUCAUCACACCUGGAGCUGAGACACACCUCAAUAAGAUCUACACAGAGCUCUACAUCACAGAAGGAGAGAGUGAAGGGGUGAAUAAGGAGCAUGAGAUUUGGCAGGUGGAGUCCGCAUCGAGAGUGCAAACCACAGAAGACAUACAAAUCAAUUGCAAUGACAUCUUCAAGCCUUUACCUGGACAGGAGAAGCAUAUCAGAACUGUGAUGACCAAAGGUGUGGCUGGCAUUGGGAAAACAGUCUCUGUGCAGAAGUUCAUUCUUGAUUGGGCUGAUGGAUUAGCCAAUCAGAAUGUGGACUUCAUAUUUCCGCUUCCUUUCCGUGAGUUAAAUUUGGUCCGCAAUGGUACUUAUACUCUCCACAACUUGUUGCUAGAAUUCCACCCUGAGCUGAAGGAGCUAAAUGAUGCUGAAAGAUUGACAGGCUGUCAGCUUGUCUUUGUCUUUGAUGGUCUGGACGAAAGCCGAAUUUCGCUUCAAUUCCAGUAUAUACCAAAAGUAUAUGACAUGACACACAAGGCCACAGUGGAUGUCCUGAUGGCGAGCCUCAUUCAAGGAUCUCUACUUCCCUCUGCACUCAUCUGGAUAACCUCACGACCAGCAGCAGCCAGUGAGGUACCUAGUGAUUAUGUUGACCAAGUUACAGAAGUGCGAGGAUUCAAUGACCCACAGAAAGAUGAGUAUUUCAGGAAGAGAAUCAGUGAUGAGAGUCUGUCCACCAGAAUCAUCUCUCACAUUAAGGAAUCCAGGAGUCUCUACAUCAUGUGUCACCUUCCAGUCUUCUGUUGGAUUGCAGCCACCGUGCUUCAGCAGAUGGUGCAACAAGACAAGACCCAAGACAUACCCAAAACUCUGACAGAGAUGUUCAUACACUUCCUGCUGAUUCAGACCCUCAGGAAAAAACAGAAGUAUCAAGACGGAAAUGAGGCAGAUCGGAUGAGUUUCCUGGAGUCACAGAAAGAAAUAAUAAUGAAAUUGGCAGAACUUGCUUUCCGAAACCUGGAAAAUGGCAGAGUCAUGUUUUACGAAGAAGACCUGCAGGACAGCGGCAUUAAGCCCAUUAACAUCACAGAGGCGUCAGAGUACUCUGGCUUGUGCACGAAGAUCUUCAAAGAGGAAUCUGUAUUUCAGCAGAAGAAGGUGUACUGUUUCGUUCACCUGAGCAUCCAGGAGUUUCUGGCUGCCCUGCAUGUUUUUGUGUCUUACACCCACCUGAUGGAGAGUGUAGGGACUUUCUUCUGCUUGGAGGACAGCCUCAAGCGGGCAGUAGGCAAAGUGCUGGACAGCACAAACGGACACCUUGACCUUUUUCUGCGGUUCCUGAUGGGGGUUGCUCUGGAGACAAAUCAGAGACUUUUGACAGGGCUGCUGAACCGGACACACGAUACUACGGACAGCAUCAAGGAGACAUGCCAGUACAUUAAAGGGCUGAACAAGGAGCAUUUAUCACCCGAGAGAUGCAUCAGUCUGCUGCAGUGCUUGUCUGAAGUGAACGAUGACUCCAUACUGAAAGAAAUUCAGCAGUACCUCCAGUCGCCUAAGGACUUCAAACAGAGGUUAUCUCCUGCUCACUGUUCAGCCAUUGCCCAUAUGCUUCUGCUGUCUGAGAAAGUUCUGGAUGAGUUUGACCUAAAGAGCUACAACACAUCAGAUGAGGGACGCAGGAGACUGCUACCAGCUGUAAGGUGCUUUAGGAAGGCAAGGCUAAACGCAUGUAAACUUAGCCAGCGGACGUGUGGAACUGUGAAGAGAUCCCUGCUGUUUGCUAAUCACUUGGUGGAACUGGAUCUCAGCUGCAAUGUCUUGGGGGACUCAGGAGUUGCUGCAGCUCUAUCGGGCCAUCAUAGUCACCUGCAAAUCUUGAGACUUAGUGACUGUGAAUUGAGUGACAAGUGCUGUCAGAUUGUCGUCUGCAUACUCAAGUCAACAAACUCUAUAAUGGAGCUGGACCUGAGUCAUAAUGACCUGGGGGAUUCUGGGGUUGAGCUUCUCUCCAACGAGCUGGGAAGGUCGCGAUGCAGACUGCAGACAUUAAGACUGUCUGGUUGUCUCAUCUCAGUGGAAGGCUGUACAUUUCUGGCCGCAGCACUGACCUCCAACCCUUCUCAACUGAAACAGCUGGAUCUGAACUACAAUCAUCCUGGAGAAUUAGGCGGGGAGCUUUUAUCUUCUAAACUGGAGGAUCCUCUCUGUAAACUGGAGUCACUCAACAUUCUCCACUGUGCAGAAAUUAGACUGAGACCAGGCGUGCGGAAAUAUGCCUGUGAUGUUAUACUGGAUCCCAACACGGCCAAUAGAAGCCUCUCUCUCUCUGAAGAGAACACAAAGGUGUUGUGUGUGAAAGAUGAGAAGCCAUAUCCUGACCAUCCAGACAGAUUUGAUGACUGGCAGCAGGUGUUGUGCAGAGAGGGUCUGUCUGGACGGUGCUACUGGGAGGCUGAGUGGGGUGGGGAUGGAGCUCGCAUAGCAGCAGCAUACAAAAGCAUGAACAGGAAAAAACGCAACAACCAUAGCCUGGUGGGGUACAACCCAAACUCCUGGACUUUAGACUGCUCAGCGUCUUCCAGCACCUUCUCUGUGUGGCACGACAAUAAGCGCACCGAGGUGCCUGCCACCUCCUCCCGCUCCAGAAGAGUAGGAGUGUACCUGGACUGGCCGGCCGGCACUCUGUCCUUCUACAGCAUCUCCUCUGGCACACUCACACACCUGCACACCUUCCACUCCACCUUCACUGAGCCCCUCUAUCCUGGGUUUAGGAUUACAUAUGUUGACUCCACAGUGUCCUUGUGUCACAUUACUUGACAACCACACACGCACACACACACACACAGAGUUGCACAUUUCAAACUUUAACAGAGUUACUGAAAACAUUCCCACCUGUAAUCCGAUGUCCAUUCACCAGUUUCAGACUAGGGUGCAUCAAACAUUAAUGUUAAAGGGUGGCACAAUAGAGGCUUGCAAUUUUGAACUGCAGUGAAAGGGUGUUUUAGAUUAGAAGGUUAAAGGUGUGUUUUGAGGUUGUUGUGAUCAAAACUAGUAAAAAGAAUAAUUUGAGAGAGUGUUCCAGUUGCACCAUAAGCAAAGCUGAGGGUUGGCUUUUAAAGUGACUGUUAUGAUUCCUGCCACAAUAAUGCUCUAUAAUGAUGAUAGUCAUGGGUAAACAGUUAGGUCGUCAGACUUGUAGCCCAAAGGUUGCCGGUUUGACUCCCGACCCUCCAGUUGGUGGGUGGAGUAGUUAACCAGUGCUCUCCCCCAUCCUCUUCCAUGAGGUCUCCUGAGCAUGGUACCGUCCUGCCACACAACUCCCUUUGGGCGCCAUUGGGGGCUACCCCCUUGCACGGGUGAGGCAUAAAUGCAAUUGCCGUUGUGUGACCCUGGCUCAAGAUGGCAGGCAAAAUACAUUUUCUGCUGGCAUAGAUGGUAACCAUUUAGACCAAGUAUUCCAACUACGUUUACAAGUUUCAGUUUGAAUGUGAAAUGUACUGAACGUGCAGUGUUUUUUUUACCACAUGGAACUAGUGUUGCUUGAGUGUGCAGUGUUUUUGGUCAUUGAUUCGGGUGAAGUAUUCAAUG
Messenger RNA from Engraulis encrasicolus (European anchovy), 3714 nucleotides. Its product is annotated as NACHT, LRR and PYD domains-containing protein 3-like. The record is from RefSeq and is a predicted model, not a curated record. The coding region runs from base 1 to 2943 and encodes 980 amino acids. Gene Ontology annotation, molecular function: protein binding. Gene Ontology annotation, biological process: intracellular signal transduction. The transcript is spliced from 8 exons. Lineage: Eukaryota; Metazoa; Chordata; Actinopteri; Clupeiformes; Engraulidae.